UAUAAAUAACCCUUCCAAUUCGUACCUCCCUCCUCACACUGAACUAGCCAUACAACAAUCAGAUCUGCAUUGCUAUGGCAAUUACUAAUUCUGCUAUGCUUGCGCUCUCUCUUUCCUUCCUCCUCCUGUGUCAUGGCUCUCUGGCCCAACUCGGUCAAGGGCAAGAAACGAGCCCGUGGCAAGGGCAAUCUAGGUUCAGAGGCCAACAGGAAUGCCGGUUUGAGAGGCUAGACGCCGUCCAGCCCACACGCCGCUUGCAGUCUGAAGCUGGUGUCACAGAGUUCUUCGACCAGUUCAAUGAGCAGUUCCAGUGUGCCGGCGUGUCUAUACGACGACGCAUCAUUGAACCCAGCGGCCUUCUUAUGCCUUCCUACUCCAAUGCUCCUCGUCUUGUUUACAUUGCCCAAGGAAGAGGCAUAACAGCAACGAUAUUCCCGGGCUGCCCGGAGACGUUCCAGUCAUUCCAGCAGCAGUACGAGUUGCAGAGGGAGGAAGGCGGGAGCCAGAGGCAGUUGUUCAAAGAUGAGCACCAAAAAGUCCACCGCUUCCGUGAGGGAGAUAUCAUUGCUUUACCUGCUGGAGUUGUCAACUGGUGCUAUAACGACGGUGAUACACCAGUGAUUGCCGUCACUGUCUUCGACACGAGCAACAGUGCCAACCAACUCGACCCUCAUCGUCGGGAAUUCUUACUAGCUGGUAGCUAUCAAAGUCGGAGAGGGCAGCAAGCAUACGAAGGGCAAUCACGCGAAUGGCAAUUUGAAGAGCACACAGGGGCCAACAUUCUUAGUGGGUUCAGCCCUGACUGGCUGGCCGAGGCCUUCGGAGUCAAUAGAGAGGUAGCAAGGAAGCUUCAGAGCCAGGACGACCGCAGAGGCGAAAUUGUCCGAGUUCGGCAUGGACUUCAGUUUCUAAGGCCCUCAGUAAGAGAGGAACAGCACGAGCAGUAUUCCGAGGAGAGAGAGGAGAGAAGGAAGGGCGGUCAAUGCAAUGGACUGGAGGAGAUGUAUUGCGCGCUGAAGACCAGAGAAAACAUUAACGACCCGACGCGUGCGGAUGUCUACACUCCGCAAGGCGGACGAAUCACCACCCUCAACAGCCAGAAGUUCCCCAUUCUUAACCUAAUCCAAAUGAGCGCUGAGAGGGGUGUCCUCCAUAGGAAUGCUUUCCAUGCACCGCACUGGAACAUCAACGCGCAUAGCAUCAUGUACGUGACUGGAGGGCGGGGACGAGUGCAGAUAGUGAACAACCAGGGCCGAACCGUUUUUGACGGCGAGCUCCAUCGCGGACAAGUGCUGGUUAUCCCGCAGAACUACGCAGUUCUGAAGCGGGCGCAGAGUGAAGGGUUCGAGUGGAUCUCAUUCAAGACCAACAACAACGCCAUGGUCAACCAGAUUGUAGGGAAGGCAUCGGCUCUUCGGGGCAUGCCGGUGGACGUGCUGAUGAACGCCUACCGCAUCUCGAGGGAAGAAGCCCUAAGGCUCAAGUUUAACAGAGGGGAUCAGAUGACCGUCUUUACUCCCAGGUCCCAGGAAAGGCCUUUUAAUCUAGCCCUGCCAUGAAGAAUGAAGGAAUUGUUCCCAUCUUGCUUCUAGUGGGAGAGGCUACGGAUGGUUUGGUUUUGUAACGGCUAGAGAUCUAAAUAAAUAAAUAAAUCUAAAUAAAUCCUCUGCGGCAAGAGGCUUUGAUGUUCGCCUCAUCAAUCACUAUGUAAUAAUGAUAUCACAUUUUAUCUAUGUUGCGGUGCAGGUUUUCAGCAUACUUUAAUGAAUCAUU
Ananas comosus (pineapple) is the source of this 1773-nucleotide messenger RNA. Its product is annotated as glutelin type-A 1-like. The record is from RefSeq and is a predicted model, not a curated record. Gene Ontology annotation, molecular function: nutrient reservoir activity. Bases 75 to 1559 code for a protein of 494 amino acids. NCBI's taxonomy places the organism in Eukaryota, Viridiplantae, Streptophyta, Magnoliopsida, Poales, Bromeliaceae. The transcript has 4 exons.